ACUUUGGAGGGAUUGAUUUGAAUGGGACUGUAGCAGACACUGACCUCUCCUAUAGAUAAUGCAUCAAAGACUUUUAAAUUUUAUCAUUUGAGUAACUUUAGGGGGAUAUUGUUCAGUUUCUUUACCUGAUUUAGUUCUUCUGGACUUUUAAAUAUGAGAUUUUUGAAACUUUUAUUUGAAAUUUCGUCUGGAAUGAAAGAAAACCUGUGGUGCACUUGUGGUUUCCCUGCCAUGACGCGUGUGAACCGAGCUGUUUGUGCAAAGCGACAGGAGGCUUCGGAGGCGCUGACUGCGGGACUAAGUAGCUCUCCAGGGUGCUGAAGUUGUCUCUGAACGCAGCGCCCGAGUCCUUCCUGUCACUUUCAGCCCCUAAUCCACACACGAUGACUUGGCUGUGCCUUCGCUAGCGCGACACCGUGGAUCCUCGGGGUGAGAAGGUAAGGGCUCUGGGAUGGUUAGCUGACGAUCGGAGAGGACGCCUUUGUCUCAGACCUUCGCACUGGCCUGGUGCCUUUCAAGAAAUGGUGUCUUUGGUGCAAUUAAUAAAUUACAAGUGAAUAACAAAAAUUCACUUUCUUGGACACCCUGGCAGGACAAUGCAACACAUCUGUUCUCGUUUCAGAAGGGCGCAAUUGGAGUCCAGCCAUCCACAAAGGCCCGUAAUUAGUAAACCAACUCCAAACUCACCGACCUUACAUAACUUUGUGUUAUGGGUCCUCCUCUUAGUGUUGACGCUUCCUUGUUGUGUGUGUUUAACGUUCAAAGUCGGGGUUUUGGGGCCUUGGAACUGCGACCCUGUGUUCUACAGGUCGCUGCCUGCUGAGGCCGCCAGACUCGCCGUGAGCAGGAUCAACGCAGACCCGGAACUUGCCCUCGGUCUGAACGUGGACUUUGUCGUUCUCCAGGAGCCUUGUGAAACCUCCAAAGCUCUCACCGCCUUUUUUUACUACGAGAAGAUGGCGGAUGCGUUUCUGGGCCCCACCAACCCCGGAUACUGUAGUUCAGCUGCUCUUCUGGCCAAGAACUGGGAUAAGGCCAUCUUCUCCUACAGCUGUCUUAGUUGCAAACUGGACCCCACCGCAGGAUAUCCCACAUUUACAUGGACUGUGCCAAUUCCCACUGAUGUGUUGUUCAUCGUGUUGAAACAUUUUAGAUGGGCCAACGUUGCGGUGGUGUCAUCCAAUGAGGAUAUGUGGGUGGAUACUGCUGGGAGAGUGGCCACCGCUCUGAGAACUAAAGGGCUUCCUAUUGGUUUGGUCGCAUCUGUUGGCAUCAAUGACACAGAGGUGGUAAACACACUGAGGAAGAUCCAGGCUGCUGGAGAGAUCAGGGUCAUCAUUAUGUGCAUGCACUCAGUCCUAUUUGGAGGGGAGCAACAGGCCAGUUUCCUGCUCAAGGCGCAGAACAUGGGCUUGACCUCAGGGAAGUACGUGUUUGUUCCCUACGACACGCUCCUCUACAGCGUGUCCUACACCAACGUCUCCUACUGGCCCCUGCACAACAACAGCAGGCUGAGGGACGCCUACGAUGCAGUGCUCACUAUCACUAUGGCCUCAGAGGCUUUGUCCUUCAACGAGGCAUUCACUGCUGCUCAGAGAAGUGGCGAGUUGGCAGUAUCUGCACACGCAGAGCAGGUUAACCCACUAUUUGGGACCAUCUAUAACAGCAUCUACCUGCUGGCUAAGGCUAUUCACAAUGCGAGGAAGGCGGCCAUGCCCCUGAACGGCUCCAACCUGGCCUACUUCUCAAAGAACACGUCAUUUAACGGCUUCAACCAGAAGAUCCAGGUGGAGGCUAGCGGGAAAGUCAGGUGCAACUAUGUCAUCCUGGACACUAACAACAAAGGAAGUCAGCUCUAUCAGACCUAUAUGGUUGAUCUAGCGUCUGGGGGGCUUCAGUUUGCGGGGAAGUCCAUUCAUUUUCCUGGAGGAUCCCCUCCGUCGCCAGAUUCUAUCUGCUGGUUCCAAAAGAAUGCAGUCUGCACCGGCGGUGUGGAGGUGACCUACAUCAUUGCAGUGUUUUCUGUGGUCUUGAUUCUGGCUGUAGGAGGCCUCAGUAUAACUCUUUAUGUAAGAAGGAGACUCCAACAGAUCCAGCUGGUCAAAGGUCCCAAUCGGAUCCUCCUGACCCUGGAGGAUCUCACUUUUAUUAACCCCCAGCUUAGCAAGAAGAAAAUUACGUUAGAAGAUCUAAGUGAGUCCAAGAGUGUCCUUGAUGAGAAAUCUGCAGACCCCUCACACUCCAUGAACAGCAUGCAGGCAGCAACUCAUGAAACCACUAAUGUAGCUGUGUAUGAGGGCGACUGGGUGUGGCUGAAGAAAUUUGAAGAGGGGCAGUUCAAGGAGGUGAAGCAGAGCUCGACGAGGAUUUUCACAAAGAUGAAGGACCUGAGGAACGAGAACGUCAACCCCUUCCUGGGCUUCUUCUCAGACUGCGGCAUGUUCGCGGUGGUGACGGAGCACUGCUCGCGGGGCAGUCUGCAGGACCUGCUGAGGAACGAGGACGUUAAGCUAGACUGGAUGUUCAAGUCAUCCCUUGUGCUUGACCUCAUCAAGGGCAUGAAAUACCUUCACCACAGAGAAUUUCCUCAUGGCAGACUAAAAUCUCGUAACUGCGUAGUCGAUGGACGAUUCGUCCUCAAGAUUACCGACUAUGGCUUCAAUGAGCUGCUGGAGUCUCAGAAAGCGGCUUUAGAAGAAUGUCCAGCUGAAGAUCUAUUUUGGGCUGCACCAGAGUUCCUUAGAGACCCCACGAGCACUCGUAAAGGCACCUACAAGGGCGACGUGUACAGUUUUUCUAUAAUACUUCAAGAGGUGGUGGUCAGAGGGCCGCCGUACUGCAUGCUGGGUCUGCCACCUGAAGAGAUCAUACGUAAGGUGAAGAAGCCUCCUCCAAUGUGCCGCCCCACUGUGGCCCCAGACCAGGCGCCACUGGAAUGUAUCCAGCUGAUGAAGCAGUGCUGGAGCGAGCAUCCAGACCGCAGGCCAACAUUUGAUGAGAUCUUCGAUAGGUUUAAGAUAAUCAACAAGGGUAAGAAGACUAACAUCAUUGACUCUAUGCUGAGGAUGCUGGAGCAGUACAGCUCCAACCUGGAGGACCUUAUCAGGGAGAGAACAGAGGAGCUGGAGGUGGAGAAGCAGAGAACGGAGAAGUUGCUGUCAGAGAUGCUCCCCCCCUCUGUAGCUGAGGCUCUGAAGACUGGUGCCUCAGUGGAGCCAGAGUACUUCGACCAGGUGACCAUCUACUUCAGCGACAUUGUGGGUUUCACCACCAUCUCCUCACUCAGCGAUCCCAUCGAGGUGGUCGACCUUCUCAACGACCUCUACACUCUGUUUGAUGCCGUCCUCAGCAACCACGACGUCUACAAGGUGGAGACUAUCGGUGACGCUUACAUGGUGGCAUCGGGCCUGCCGAAGAGGAACGGCAACAAGCACGCCGCCGAGAUCUCCAACAUGUCCCUGAACAUCCUCAGCUCGGUGGGAACCUUUAAGAUGCGCCACAUGCCCGACGUGCCCGUCAGGAUACGAAUAGGAAUCCACUCAGGGCCGUGUGUUGCCGGGGUGGUGGGCCUGACUAUGCCUCGGUACUGCCUUUUUGGAGACACCGUCAACACUGCCUCUCGCAUGGAGUCCACUGGGCUGCCUUACAGAAUCCAUGUGAACAUGAGUACUGUGAAGAUCCUUCGUUCUCUUAACGAUGGUUACAAAAUUGAAGUUAGAGGGAAGACGGAGUUGAAGGGUAAAGGUUUUGAAGAGACGUUCUGGCUUGUGGGGAAAACAAACUUUACAAAGCCUUUGCCAAAGCCACCAGAUAUCCAACAAGGGCAAGACAAUCACGGGCUGAACCCUGAGGACAUAGCUGCAUGCAGGAGAAAGAAAGCUGAGAAGAAGGCUUGACCUUCUUUGUCCAAACCCAGGAGGUAGAGAGCCGCGCCAGCUGCUGUUGUGCUGUGGCUGUCAGUUCCAUGUGAUCAAAUGCAUUGUUCGAGCUUGCACGCUCGGUUGCCUCUUAUCGACUUUUGAGUCUAAGUGAUUGGUUUGUGAUCUACUCGUCUCAUUAAUCUCUUGAUCCUACGCGCUUUUACUGUACAUCUUAUUAAGCAGAUUGCAGAAAACGCUCUUUGUUCCUUGUUUCACUGUAUCUGUGUGGUACAUUUUCAUGAUUACUGCUCAGUUACCUGUGGCAGCGUUUGUCCUUUUUCGUGUGCUAUGUCUUAAUUCCAGAGCAGAAUGUUAUUAACUCCACCCUCUGUCUUAACUAGGGAUAACUGGCAGGAGAUGGUGACCGAGGAGAUCAAGACACUUUUUUCCAAAGCCGACAGGCGGAUGGACAAAAAAAUCGGAUCGAGAGAUGGUGACGGGAAAAUGUGAAAGCAGCACAUCCAGAAACGAGGAGUUGGGAGGGGGAGGCGGGGGACGGAGCACCACCCAGCCUCCCUCCAUGGCUUAAUGCAGACAUUUUUAAGAGGAUUGUCCAUUGACUGGCUAAUCUGCCUGCAGCCAGCACAGCAGAACAUGACGGUGCUAAUGUAAUGAGAGUUGUUGCAUUACCUGCCUGCGUACCUGCUGCCAGAAGCACAAGGAAGCUGCACCACCCUGUGAUGGGACGCACUCAUUCAAUACUCUCAUUCACUGGCCACUG
This is a messenger RNA of Betta splendens (Siamese fighting fish), 4641 nucleotides long. RefSeq names its product guanylate cyclase 2F, retinal (gene gucy2f). Gene Ontology annotation, biological process: intracellular signal transduction; protein phosphorylation; cGMP biosynthetic process. The record is from RefSeq and is a predicted model, not a curated record. The transcript is spliced from 19 exons. Bases 597 to 3896 code for a protein of 1099 amino acids. NCBI's taxonomy places the organism in Eukaryota, Metazoa, Chordata, Actinopteri, Anabantiformes, Osphronemidae. Gene Ontology annotation, molecular function: ATP binding; guanylate cyclase activity; peptide receptor activity.